Messenger RNA from Homalodisca vitripennis (glassy-winged sharpshooter), 3263 nucleotides. RefSeq lists its product as uncharacterized. Bases 79 to 2055 code for a protein of 658 amino acids. The transcript has 8 exons. The record is from RefSeq and is a predicted model, not a curated record. Gene Ontology annotation, molecular function: protein binding. NCBI's taxonomy places the organism in Eukaryota, Metazoa, Arthropoda, Insecta, Hemiptera, Cicadellidae.
UUUAGAUUUACUCAUCACUAGUGUACAGUACCAAGUAAAUCAUACAGUACAUUAUUACUCUUUAUUUAUGUGCUUCUCAUGAGCAAUUCAGUAUCUUCUAAAGGGACUGUAAUGUCCCAUAUAUCAGACAAUAGUGAGAUUUCUAAAGAAAAAUAUAUCAGUGACAUACUGCACGCUAUGGUAAAUAAGUUGUCGCAUGCAACAAUAAGUGAACGUUAUUACCAACUACAGUUAAAAGAUAAAACUACCAUAGAUAUUCCAGGCUGGUUGAAGGAUUGUGAAUACCCUUUUUUGUGGUGCUCCCAAGGGAAGAGAGUUCAUGGAUCUGAGCAAGUCAUAAAAUGGUGUAUAGAAAUAAUCAAUGAAAUGGUGUCAGAAGAAUCUAAUUUAUCAUUAACAUGGAUUAUAGCAUAUUUAACUUUAACAUUGGAAUAUUGUGUAUUGGGUGAAAUGGAGAAAUCGUUUGCUUCCUUGAAGAAGAUUGAGAAUGCAAUAGAGAUGCAGACUCCCAAGUCUGACUCCUUCUACCAUAGCUACAAAAUCUCAGUAGAUCAUGUUGUGUAUGCUACCAAGGCACAUCUACUAGCUGCAACUGGAGAGGAAGGGGUGGCUCAGCAGAAUAAAUGGAAAAUCACUCUUACGCAGUCAAUGACCACACUAAGGGGUGUCAGUGACCAAGCAGGGGUGUUUGCAAUGAAGUGUCGCUUUUAUUGUUUAUCAGAUUAUGAUGAAAUAGAUAUUAAAGAAGAGUUGGCAAGAAAAGUCUUGGAAUUAGAGCCUAAUAAUGAAGAUUGGAUGCUUAUGCUGGCUAAAAUACUAAGAUCAAAACGUAGAAGAAACUGGAAAGUAGAAAUUCCUAAUUUAGAAGUUUUUAAAGAAGAGAUAAAUCUAUUGGAUCAAGCUAUUGCAAAGUCAAGGAAGAGUGAGUAUCUGGUGUCCUUGGCUCAGGUCUAUAAGGAGAACCAGAAGAGAGCUUUACAGAUCUAUUACAGAGACAAACAAGGCAGUGACAAAUCUAGUGUACAGUACCAGACUGCCAAAAAAAUUGGUUAUAAGGCCUUAGAAUAUUACAUGGAAGCAUUGAACAUGAAACCUGACUGCCCCAAAACAUUGCGAAAAGUUGGAUUUGGAUUAAUGUGUUUGCUAAAGGAAGAUGCAGAUUACAAAUUAGCCCAAGAAUGUUUAAUGCGUUCUUUGGAGAUGUCGGACCAUGGGAAAACUUUACACAUUCUAGGAAAUUUUUAUGAAAGAUAUGGUGAUGACUAUGAAAAAGCUCAUCACUAUUAUGAGAGAGGAGCUAAAAAACAAAACUAUUAUAGUCUGUGUGACAUGCUCAAAGUAAGAUACAUCCUGAAUCCUGAGUAUGAUCCCUGUAUUGAGCUGGAGGAUGCACUUAAGUGGCUGGAAAGAAGAACGGAUUUUAUAGAUGUCCUUGCACAGUUAGGAGGCUACCACUUCAUGGUGAAAAGAGAUCUUAUCAAAGGCAUAGAGUAUUUCAGCCAAGUUAUGGCUUUGGACAAGGACACUUCACACAUGACGGAUUUUUAUUCUAUUUUGCUUAGAAUGUAUCAGCGUAUAAACUUAUUUAAAUAUCUGAUGAAGGAGUCACAGUUAUUCCUAGAGCAAGAAAUAGUUGAAUCCAUCACAGAAAAAGAGAAGGACAAAAUCAUGGCCAACAAAAAUCUUGUAAGGGAUUUUCUCACAAGUAUUAGUGAAAAGAUUGACCCAGCAUGGGUAAGUGAACCUCUAGACAGUAUCGCCAAACUACUGGAUGAUUCAAAAAAUAUUAUGGAUUUGGACAAACAAAUAAGCAAGAAGUAUGCAUCUAGACUUGAGCAGUCUGUCAGAAGCAAUUCUUUUGUGAACAUGGGAAUAUCAACCAGGAGGAAUUCAGCAAUUUUAAGGAAUUCUAUAUCUAGUAACAAUAAUUCUCAAAGUCUGAGAAACACAUUUUUCAGUAAUAAAUCUGAAAGUUGGAGAAACUCACCAUCUAGUAAUAAUUCUCAGAAUUGGAAAAAAUCAAUCAGUAAUACUUCUCAAAACUGGAGGAAAUAAACAAUUGGUGAUGAUAAUUAAAUUGGAGGAAAGCAUAAUCUUUUGAUAAAUCUUGAAUGUUGGGUAAUGAUAUAUAAAGUAAUAAUGAAGGAAAUAGCAAAAGAUUCUUAGUUUCCAGAAAGGUGCGAGUAUCUAUAAGUAAAAUAGACAAGUACGAGCAUUUGCACUUACAUAAUUAUUAUUUUAAAGGCAGUUAUUUACGGAAUUAUGCAAUACAAUUUUAGUAUUAGAAAAGCUUUAAAAUGUAUAUAGUGGAGUGUCUGGGGGUUUUGAUCCCGGAUUACAGUUACAGUGAAUGAAUGUAUAAUGGUCGAUCUGGUAUUUUGUUAUAUGUUAUAUGUCGAUAUUUUCAUUGUUUGAACAAAUUACUAUAAAAAUAUAAUUUUUGGGCAUAUAUUUCUGAUUUAAAUAUUUUUUUUAAUUUUAUAUAAUAUGAUAUUUCACCUGAAUAGAUAUAGAGAAAUAUCUAAAGGUACCAGUGUACAUGAAGCGAGUUCGUUUGGUAAACAGUGAACGUAUAUUUGCAAAUCAUUGGGGUAAAGAUAAAAAUGUGAAUGUGUUAUAAUUGAAAUAAUGUUUAUAUAAAGUGAGAACAAGAGAGACCAAUGUAUAGAGCCUUGUGGGACCCCCCAUGUAGCAGGUUUUCACUCAAGACAGUGUAUUCCCCUCCUUCACACAUUGCUGACAUCCAGUAAGGUAAGAAUCGACCCAAUUAACACAACCAUCUGAGAAACCAUAUUUGUUAAUGAGGAGGGGGUGGUAUAUGCGGUCGAAAGCCUUGGAGAAGUGAAAUAAUAUUAAAAUGGUCAUUAGUCUCUUGUCCAUUGCUAAUAGAAUAUCAGCAGUAAUCUUCAAUAAGGCUGUAGUGGUACUGUGAUUAGAUCUGAAUCCAGAUUGGAAUUUGGUCAGAAUAUUAUAGUUAUUAACAUAAGAAAAAACUUGUAUGUAAUUAAUGAACUUAUUCUUGUUGAUGAUCUGUUUUAGUAUUAAUGUAUAAUUUUAAAUUGGUGGUUGAAUGGGAGGGGAACAAACAUUCAACGAGACCAAUACAUCUUACUACCAUAAUAUAUGGAUAGACACUUAUUGCACACUUUCAAGAAUUUAAAAAUUUUGAAAAACAUGAUCAUGGGUUUAGUUUUGAACUGUUGUUAGUUUGUAUUAAUUUAUUUUUUAUCUAUAUUUUCUUUGUGUUAUGUAAGCUAUUUUAU